GUAAACUUCACGCUUUAAAUCGGCGAAACGGUUUUAGUCCAAUAAGAACAAAUGCAUGGGAAACUCAGUGCGAAAAACAUUAGCCUAAUAAUAAAGUAAAUUAAUCGUGUUCGUGAAUUAAAAACAAAACAGCAACAAACAAUUAUAUCUAAAGCCAGAAAGUGUUUAAUUAUCAAAGAAUGCCAAUAAGAAAAAAUAAAUAAACAAAUAAAAUAUUGUAUAAAAAUUAAAAAAAUAAAAACAAAAACAAUAUAAAAAAUCAAGUAAAUACUUAAUUAAAAUAGAAAUGAUUUGGGCGAUUUCUUUAGUUAAACACCUCUUUUGGUGUGCUAACACGCUUGGCUUGGUCGUUGGUUUGAUUACGGCCUUAAUUUGCGUGAUCUUCAUGGAUUCCGUACAGAAUACGCAUUUGAUUUAUUGCCUAUUUGGCUUACUGGUGGGUCUGCUAACGGCUGUGGCAGCUUUGGUGGGCUAUAGCGCUAUUAGUCCACCGAAAACAGCGAUGAUGUGGUUGUAUUGCGCUUUGUUUACAAUUCUAUUCAUCAUCCAAAUGUACAUUGUAACGCAUUUCCAAGCGAGAAAUAUAGUUACUGCUACAGUAGAAGACAUUGAGUUGCUUUGGGAAAGGGAAUUGGUGAGCGAAGGUCCAAUGGCCAGUAUUGAAAGUCGGUUCCACUGCUGUGGUCUAAAUAAUUACAGUGAUUACACGUCUGCGAAUAUGCCACUGCCUGCCAGUUGUUUUUAUACGGAAAACGACGCCUGGAUUUACUACACUGAUGGCUGUUUGGAAAAAGUGAAAUUCGCCGCUUAUCGGGCAAGUAAUGCGUUGACCAUCGCUGGAUUUCUUCUGACCGCGACGCAGCUGCUAGCUUUAAUAUUUUCAAUCACACUCACUUUAAUAUAUCAUCGAACAGGAGAGUAUGAAGAAUUUUAAUAAUAUAACUAAUAUUUAUUUAUUUUUUUUCAAGUUUAGCAUUUAAAUUU
Anastrepha obliqua is the source of this 984-nucleotide messenger RNA. RefSeq names its product protein late bloomer-like. NCBI's taxonomy places the organism in Eukaryota, Metazoa, Arthropoda, Insecta, Diptera, Tephritidae. Bases 287 to 934 code for a protein of 215 amino acids. The transcript is spliced from 5 exons. The record is from RefSeq and is a predicted model, not a curated record. Gene Ontology annotation, cellular component: membrane.